This is a messenger RNA of Cynara cardunculus var. scolymus (artichoke), 1415 nucleotides long. RefSeq lists its product as uncharacterized. Lineage: Eukaryota; Viridiplantae; Streptophyta; Magnoliopsida; Asterales; Asteraceae. The transcript is spliced from 5 exons. The record is from RefSeq and is a predicted model, not a curated record. Bases 127 to 996 code for a protein of 289 amino acids.
UUGUAUACAUAACAGCACGACGUCGCAUCGAAGAAUCGGAUCUUUCACUUUUUGGUGUUUUUGAAGUGUAUUUGUUGGAAAGACGGUGAGAACUGUGUAGAACAAUCUCGAAUCCGGCGAAGGGAAAUGGAGAGGAACACGCCGGUGAGGAAACCUCACACUUCCACGGCAGAUCUGUUGACCUGGUCGGAAAAUCCUGCUGCUGAUUCGCCUGCUACUGGCUCUGCUGCAUCAGCUGCGCGCUCAUCUGCUCGUUCUCACCAGCCUUCAGAUGGGAUCAGUAAGGUUGUGUUUGGAGGUCAGGUUACAGAUGAAGAAGUCGAGAGCUUGAACAAAAGGAAACCUGUUUCAGGAUAUAAGUUAAAGGAGAUCACUGGCAGUGGCAUAUUUGCAGCUGGUGCAGAGAAUCAUGUAGAAGAAGCAGAUGCUGCAAACCCUACCCCAACUAGUAAAACUGGAUUACGAAUGUAUCAGCAAACGGUUGCUGGGAUCAGUCACAUUUCAUUUGGUGAAGAAGAAACGGUGUCUCCUAAGAAGGCACUUUCUGAAGCUAAGCAGAGGGAGCUAAGUGGUACAUUGGAUAGUGAAUCUGAAGCAAGAUUGAAGAAGCAGAUUUCAGAUGCAAAGAACAAGGAGCUCAGUGGACAUAAUAUAUUCGCCCCACCUCCUGAAAUUCAGCCUCGCCCAUUGGCUGCACGUGCAUUGGCGUUGAGAGAAAGCAUAAGCAUCGGUGAAUCUUCUCCACAUAAUACAAAUGCUGAAGAACCCGUGAAGACAGCGAAGAAGAUCCCAAGCCAGAAGUUCACGGAGCUUUCUGGAAACAAUAUAUUCAAAGGAGACGAGGCUGCAGCAAUGGCAGAAAAACCAUUGAGCUCAGCAAAGCUUCGAGAAAUGAGUGGAAGCAACAUCUUUGCUGAUGGAAAAGCAGAAUCUAGAGACUAUCUAGGUGGAGUUCGCAAGCCCCCUGGUGGUGAGAGUAGCAUUGCGUUGGUUUAGAUCUCUAACUCUGAUUUUAUUUUAAACAUCAUUAUUUCUGGUUUCAAAUCUGGUGCUAAUGACGACGACUGUGGGUUGUGGAUCUCUUUUAUCAUUUGGUUUUUAGGGUAUAUGAUAGUUUUAUGGACCAAAGAUGUGGACUUUUGGCUCUGAUUAGGUGGCUUAUGUUCAUAAUUAUGUGUUUGUUUUCUCCUAAUGAAACUGCUUUUCAGUUUUCUUGGGUGUUUGACAAGAGACUGAGGUUGCCUUCUCUUUCGUGCUUGUGUUUAGCUUUGGUCUCGAGUUGCCUUUUGUUUGUGUUUUUGCUUCUUUUGAGGUUCUUUGCUCUGUUUUUGUUGUCAGUUGGUCUUGAUUUCUGCGUCUUGUAGAAAGCGUGGUUGUUCCUCUUUGUACAUUUUCAUUCCUUUCGGUUUCAAAAA